CGAGAAAAUUCCGAGAAAAGAAAAUCCUCUCUGUUUCUUUGAUCUGUGUGAGAGCGAGAGAGUUAGAAGUGUGAAGAACAACUGAAGCAAUGGCGACGAUGGCAGUUUCGGGAGCCACAGCCGCAGCCACCCCCACACCCGCGGCCGCCGCCACUGAAACACAGAAGAAGAACAGAAUCCAGGUUUCCAACACCAAGAAACCCCUCUUCUUCUACGUUAAUCUUGCUAAGAGGUACAUUCAACAACACAAUGAGGUGGAGCUUUCUGCCUUGGGAAUGGCAAUCACUACGGUUGUCACAAUUGCAGAGAUUCUAAAGAAUAAUGGACUGGCUACAGAGAAGAAAGUUUUGACUUCCACCGUGGGCAUGAAAGAUGAAAACAAAGGCCGUUUGGUUCAGAAAGCCAAGAUUGAGAUAGUUCUGGGGAAGUCGGAGAAAUUUGAUUCUCUGAUGACUGCGGCUACGGCAGUACCAGAGGCGGCGGCGGCGACAACAGCGGUGGCGGUUUCUUUUGUACGUUCUUUUGUCAACUGGAUUGCGAUACUACCGUUGUUAUCUACUUCUAGAAACCAAAAACUUAAGCUGGAUGGUUCCCUGUUGGAACUCGAGUAA
This is a messenger RNA of Cucurbita pepo subsp. pepo (vegetable marrow), 611 nucleotides long. The record is from RefSeq and is a predicted model, not a curated record. Lineage: Eukaryota; Viridiplantae; Streptophyta; Magnoliopsida; Cucurbitales; Cucurbitaceae.